UUUCAUCUGCAGCCACUUCAGUGUAUUCUGUUGUCACACAUGGCUUUUCUUAAGGUCGUCCUGUGUUUCUUCCUAAUUGCAGAAUCAACAGCUCUUCAGCUGGAUGUUCAGGUGCAGCUUGAAGAUGAUGUCACUCUCCAGUGUGAGAUUACCACAGAUGAAAGAAUCUCAGUGCUGAAGUGGAGCAGAGCUGACCUGAACACAGACGGCUACGUCUACUUCUACAGGAACAAACGCUCCUAUGAAAACUACCAACAUCCAUCUUUUCAUGGCCGAGUGAAGCUGAGGGACCCAGAGAUGAAGGAUGGAGACGUUUCUCUGAUCCUGAAGAACGUCACUUUUAAUGACACUGGGAUUUAUGAGUGUCACAUAGCAGUGAGAAGUAAAAGAGCUCACACUGAGAUCAGUCACUUCAUCAACCUCAGAGUCACAGGUGAAACCCAUGACAGCAUGUUUGAGCAGCCCAUCACAGAAGGAGAACAUGGAGGUGGAAACAUGCAUUUUGUUCCAGAGGAAGAAACUCCAACUGUCCUGAUGGUUGUUCCUGCUGUUGUUGCGGCUGUCCUUGUUGUUACUAUCGGUGGUUCUGUGCUACUGUGGAGGUUUAAAAUAAAGAAACAGCAGACUACUGAGGCAGCCACAGCUGAUCUGAAAUGUCAUGCUCCUAAAAUUUAGAAAUGAAACACGUUUCACAGAGUGGAUAGUCUCUCAGCACAUCAGAAACAAGUUUGCUUGCGGAGCAAACUGUGCAUGGAGCAUGCUAUCACCUUUCAGAGCACCGAGCCAUCUGGACUACAGGAAGAGCUAUGCCAUCAACUACAGCUCAGCGUUCAACACCAUCAUUCCAGACAUCCUCACCACCAAACUAGAUCACCUUCAGAUCACCCUGCCACCUGUUCAUGGAUCAAAGACUUCCUCACCAACAGUCCCAAUCUGUGGAAUUUGUCUCUACCUUCAGGUUUCUGAGCUCUAACAUCACCGCUGAUCUCACCUGGACCCACAACACCAACGCUCUGGUAAAGCAGGCCCAGCAGUGGCUGUCCUCGUCCAUGUCUUGAGGAAGAAUAACCUGGACCCAAAGCUGCUGCUGGCCUUUUACUGGUCCUUAGUGCAGAGCAUGCUCUUGUACAGUCUGGGUGUUUUGUACACAGAAGCCACAACUGAGAAUAGGAAGGCUAUACAGAGGUUAAUUAGCACCACCCAAAAAAUAAUUUCCUGCCCUCUGCCACUCCUGGAGACCAUCACCAGAUCUUCCUGUGUCACAAAAACCAGGGCUAUCACAGGUGACCCCAACCGCCACCUGCAUGACCCACUGCCCUGUGGUUGGCACCACAGGUCAAUCAGGUCCCCCACCUCCAGACUCACUAAGAGCUUCUUUCCAUCGGCCAUUCAGACUGCUAACAAACACAGUGUAUACAUGCAAUCACAAUAAAAGGCUAAUCUAGUC
Messenger RNA from Oreochromis aureus, 1447 nucleotides. Its product is annotated as butyrophilin-like protein 3. The transcript is spliced from 3 exons. The coding region runs from base 40 to 675 and encodes 211 amino acids. The record is from RefSeq and is a predicted model, not a curated record. NCBI's taxonomy places the organism in Eukaryota, Metazoa, Chordata, Actinopteri, Cichliformes, Cichlidae.